This is a messenger RNA of Penicillium angulare, 2355 nucleotides long. Its product is annotated as E3 ubiquitin-protein ligase. The record is from RefSeq and is a predicted model, not a curated record. The coding region runs from base 1 to 2355 and encodes 784 amino acids. The transcript has a single exon. Lineage: Eukaryota; Fungi; Ascomycota; Eurotiomycetes; Eurotiales; Aspergillaceae.
AUGGUGCUCUCGUUGCCUGUCCCCAAACUAUACAAAUCCUCCACUUCCCCACGCCCCGCCGACGGCGCCGCGCCCGCAUCACAAUCAAACAAACGUCACCGUGGAUCGACUUCCAGCGCCUCUACCAGCUCCUCAUCUAGUCGGAAUUCAUGGAAACCCGCCGUCCUAGGUGGAACCUCAUCCUCUUCAAGCAACCAGUCUGUUACUUUGAGCGAAGCUCUACGAAAUAAUCCUUUCGGGAGUCCCUCGCGUUCUCGCCCGGUCCAACCUACCGAUUGCCUUCCCAGCGAAGCACAGGAACAGAAUAAGGAACAGGAUGAACUGAAUACUUCCCUUGAAGCACUCGCUCGUAUAUUUCCGGACGUGAAAAUCGAAGUCUUUCGGGAGCUGCUUGUCCGGUUUGAUGGGGAUAGCAGGCUACAUGUUUGUGUAGAGCAACUGCUCCGUCAUAAGAAGGACUGGGUUUCAGGGAGGUGGAACAUACCGGAUGGAAAUGAUGACUCGGAAGAAGACGCAACAGCUGGUAGCGCUGGCGCUCCAACGGAUGGGAGUCUUGUGCCUCUAGAGGAACGAUUCCGGUCCGAAGAGUACAAGGCUGCAGUGCGGAUGACUCUUACAAAGGAAUUCAACAGCCUGAGCAAAAGUACCGUUGAAGGCGUCCUGGCUGAAGUGAAUUUCAGCUAUUUACGGGCCCGCCCGAUACUCCGGGAUCUGUCGCGAAGAACCUGGCGUGCUACGUUCAACAGUCUACUGCCAUCCUUUAGACGCAAGAAGGACAGAGAAGAACAUCCGCUUAUGACGUGGCAGCGCCGUGUGGAUGGUCAGCUUAUCCCGAGGCUUAAAGAAACCGGAUGUGCCGAGCUGGAUGGAGAGCUGUAUACGACCCUUGUGCUUCCUCUGUGGCAGCAACGACGCGAUGAACAGGAAACUGGCGAUUUUCGCUUUGCCUCGGACCUUAACGAAGAAGAAGCCAGGGCUGCUGAUGCUUUAUAUGAAUGCGAGUGCUGUUUUGCCGAUGUGACAUUCGAGCAGAUUGCGACAUGCUCAGCCAACGUCCAUAUAAUCUGUUAUAAUUGUAUUCAGCGAACCAUUUCAGAGGCCUUGUUUGGACAGGGUUGGAGCAAAUCAGUGGACUUGGAACACUCAACACUGAAAUGCAUAGCUCCGCUAUCUGUUGGUGCCUGUGAAGGUUGCCUUCACCCGCAAAUUGUUCGACAGGCCAUCUUACUCGACACGGCUGGGACUGAAACGUACCGCAAAUUCGAAGACCGGUUAGCAUCUGAAACACUGCUGAAAUCGCAAUUGAAACUCAUCCGGUGCCCGUUCUGCUCUUAUGCUGAAGCUGAUCCCGCUUAUCACCCUUCAUCUCGAGGUAUCAGCUGGCGAGUCCGUAUGGAUGCCGGCGUCCCUCACACCAUUUUAAUGAUUAUCCUUCUACUUGACCUCGUUCCGUUCCUCUUGAUACCCUUGUUGAUUCUCCUAUUAUGCGAUUCUUCCGCAGUGGCACUCAUAUUCAACAACUCAAUUCGAAAUCUCUGCCUCAAGAUACGGCCCAAGAGAUUCUCAUGUUCUAAUCCUACAUGUGGACGGGUUAGUUGCAUGACAUGCCAAAAGGCAUGGCGAGAUCCCCAUGUCUGCCAUGAACCUCUACUGCUUGAUUUGCGUGCGACCGUCGAGGCUGCUCGCACAGCUGCAGUCAAACGAACCUGUCCUCGCUGCGGCCUUUCCUUCGUCAAAUCCUCCGGCUGCAACAAACUUACUUGUGUAUGCGGCUACUCAAUGUGCUAUCUCUGUCGCAAAGCUCUGGGCACCCCUACCCGACCCCAAGGGCACCAGAACAAUCGGAGAAGACAUGGGCUCGACUUAGAAGCCUACGACGGCCCCGGCGAAGGCCUGGACGGCGCAGUAGGAGAAGAUGCCUUUGAAGACGACGAAUUUGAAGAGCCCGAGGGCUAUAAACAUUUCUGUGAACAUUUUCGUAUCAACCCAGGCUCUCGUUGUGUCGAAUGUACGAAAUGUGAUCUCUACCAGGCUGAAGAUGAAGAGGCCGUCGCUCGUCGGGCAGGAGAGAAAGCAGAGCGCGAAUGGCUUAUACGCCAAGGAAAUGAUACGAAUUCUAAUGCUUCGGCUUCCACCCUUGGUCUCCGAAAUGUGAAUCGAGAUCUAUCGGCCGGUGCAGAAGGAAAUUCUUCUCUCCGUAAUUCGUCUACCUCCAUGUGGGAUCUUCAGCUCAGUUCUGGCAAAUCAUGGCGUUACUGGUUCAACGACGUUUGGGCAGAUGGGAGAUGGAGAUUAGAAGGCCAGGCCCUGGUAGACUGGGUUGUGGAACGGGUUGUAGUUGUCGAAGAUACAUGA